Molecule: messenger RNA, 936 nt
Organism: Setaria italica (foxtail millet)
Lineage: Eukaryota; Viridiplantae; Streptophyta; Magnoliopsida; Poales; Poaceae
Exons: 1
Coding region: 1-936 (311 amino acids)
Source: RefSeq, a predicted model, not a curated record
AUGCAGGCCAGCGUCCCGGUCGAGGAGGCCCUCGUGGCCGGGAAGAUCACGCCGCCGCCCGUCGCUGGCGGCGCCGACUUCGUGGCCGCCGCCGCCGCCGCGUUCGUCGCGGCGCUCGCCGUCGCGGCGUCGUUCGUGCUCGUCUCCUUCGACGCGCGCGCGCGGCAGGGCCGCCUGCGCCGCGUCCUCGACCUGGGCUCGUCGCUCCGUGGCCCCCGCCUGCUGCUCGCCUUCUUCGCGGGGCUCCUUGCCGUUGCCGAGGCGCUCCGCCUCCCGUUCUUCGGGCGGGCCGCCAUGCUCCCGCCGCGCCGCCACGCCAUGCCGUGCCUCGCAUACCCCCUCGUGGCGCACGGCAUCGCCGAGCCCGGGAUGCUCGCCUCCGUGCUCCUGCUUCUGCGCGCGUCCGUCGGCGGCGCGCGGCUGCCGGCGACGUCCGCCGUCGCCGUGCCGCUCGCCUGCCUGCCGUUCCUCACCGCGCACGUCCUCGUGCUCGCCACGCCGGCCGCCGUCCUGGCGUACCCAGGCCAGCUCGCGCACGCCGCGGACAGCGCUGGGCACUGCGCGUACCCGACGUACGCCGCCACGCUGCUCCUCGCGCUCGUCGCGAUCUACGUGCCCCUGCUCGCCACCGCGUGCUGGGACGUGGCCGCCGUCGCUAUCAACAGGCGGCUGCGUGCGAGGGCGUACGCGCUCGUCACGUUCGCCGUCGCGCCGCUGCCCGUGCAGGUGCUGGCGCUCGGGCUGACCUCCGUGUGGGACAUCCACCAGUACACGUCGCCGACGGUCGGCCUCGUUGGAUUCCUCGCGGUGGCGGUAGCCGCCGAGGCCACGCUCAUCAUCCUUGUCAUGCUGCCAGUUCACGAUGCGCUUGUCCUUGACGACCAGCUGCCGGCGGUGGCGACCGCCAGCGAGGAUGCGCGUGACCUCGCCAGAUGA